Lodderomyces margitis is the source of this 1185-nucleotide messenger RNA. RefSeq names its product histidinol-phosphate transaminase (gene HIS5). Lineage: Eukaryota; Fungi; Ascomycota; Pichiomycetes; Serinales; Debaryomycetaceae. The transcript has a single exon. Gene Ontology annotation, biological process: L-histidine biosynthetic process. The coding region runs from base 1 to 1185 and encodes 394 amino acids. The record is from RefSeq and is a predicted model, not a curated record. Gene Ontology annotation, molecular function: L-histidinol-phosphate:2-oxoglutarate transaminase activity; pyridoxal phosphate binding.
AUGUUUGAAUUAAAAAAUGUGGUUCGUCCCAAUAUCCUAACCUUAGAGCCAUACCGUUGUGCCAGAGAUGAUUUUAAAACAGGAAUCUUGUUGGAUGCAAAUGAAAACACACAUGGGCCUGCACUUUCCGACAUUACCACAUAUGAGGAAUUAUUAGAGCUUAAUAGGUAUCCCGACCCUCAUCAGUUGGAAUUGAAAGAGCAAAUAGUCAGUUUCCGAAAUCAAUCGCCAAACAAGUACAGUACGUCGUUGUUGAAACCAGAGAAUCUUUGUCUUGGUGUUGGAUCCGAUGAGAGCAUCGACUUGUUGUUGAGAUGCUGUUGUACGCCAGGCAAAGAAAAGUUGCUAACUUGUCCUCCCACUUAUGGUAUGUACUCUAUAUGUGCCACUGUCAAUGAUGUAGAGACUGUGAAAGUGCCGUUGACUAUUCCAGAUUUUCAGAUUGAUGUUGAGGGCAUUCUAGCAAAAUUGGAAUCAGAUCCAGGUAUCAAGCUUAUUUAUUUAACUUCCCCGGGUAAUCCAACGGGUAAAUUAAUCAAUGUUGACCAAGUAGUUGCAUUAUUGAAGAAAACCAUUGACACUUGGAAUGGGUUAGUUGUUGUUGAUGAAGCAUACAUUGAUUUUACUGCUUCCAACGGUGAAUACAGCGAGUCUGUAUCUACCUUGGUUAAUGAGUAUCCCAAUUUGGUGGUGUUACAAACAUUGAGCAAAUCUUUUGGGUUGGCAGGAAUUAGAUUGGGUAUAACCUAUUGUAAUAUUGAUUUGUCAAGGAUUUUAAACUCCAUGAAAUACCCUUACAAUAUAUCAUCACUUACGUCGGAUAUCGCAUUAAAAGCCACGUCGCCUUCAGGGCUAGCGGUCAUGCACAAGUACGUCAAGAGCAUUCUCCAACAAAGAGAAACAUUAUUGAAGAGCAUUCUUGAUUUGAAAUACGUGGGUAGAAAUAUUGGUGGUCUUAAUGCCAACUUUAUUUUGGUGGAAAUCUUGAACAAAAGCGGCAAACCUUCAAAUGAAGUAGCUUUGAUGUUGUACAAUACCUUGGCUGUUGAUAAUGCCGUAGUAGUGAGGUUCCGUGGUAAAGAGUUGAACUGUACUGGUGCCCUUAGAAUUUCAAUUGGAACAGAAGAGGAAAACAAGGAAUUACUUUUGAAAUUUGAAAAAGUAUUGAAUGAAAUAAAUGCUUAA